CCCCGACCCCGCCCCGCCCUGCGGCGCAUUGUGGGAUCCGUGAGCCUGCGGGUGGCGGUGGACCAGGCGCUCGGUCAUGGGAAUCCCGCAGAGCCCGGUGCUGCUUGCCUCCCUGGGGGUGGGGCUGCUCACUCUGCUCGGCCUGGCCGUGGGUGCCUUCGUGGUUCGGAGGUCCCGGCGGCCGCAGAUCACUCUCCUGGACCCCAACGAGAAGUACCUGCUCCGGCUGCUGGACAAGACGACGGUGAGCCACAACACCAAGAGGUUCCGCUUUGCCCUGCCCACCGCCCACCACGUCCUGGGGCUGCCUGUGGGCAAACACGUCUACCUCUCUGCCCGAAUCGAUGGCAGUCUGGUCAUCAGACCGUACACGCCUGUCACCAGUGAUGAAGACCAAGGCUACGUGGAUCUUGUCAUCAAGGUCUAUUUGAAGGGGGUGCACCCCAAAUUUCCUGAAGGAGGGAAGAUGUCUCAGUACCUGAACAGCCUGAAGAUUGGGGACGUGGUGGAGUUUCGGGGGCCGAGCGGGUUGCUCACCUACACCGGGAAGGGGAAUUUUAACAUUCAGCCCAACAAGAAAUCACCACCAGAACCCCGAGUGGCCAAGAAACUGGGGAUGAUCGCUGGAGGCACAGGAAUCACCCCGAUGCUGCAGCUGAUCCGGGCCAUCCUGAAGGACCCUGCAGAUCCAACCCAGUGCUUUCUACUUUUUGCCAACCAGACGGAAAAGGACAUCAUCUUGCGGGAGGACCUGGAGGAACUGCAGGCCCGACACCCCAAUCGCUUCAAGCUCUGGCUCACUCUGGAUCAGCCCCCGGAAGGUUGGGCCUACGGCAAGGGCUUCGUGACUGCCGACAUGAUCCGGGAACACCUGCCCGCCCCGGGGACCGACGUGCUGCUGCUGCUGUGUGGGCCGCCGCCAAUGGUGCAGCUGGCCUGCCAUCCCAACUUGGACAAACUGGGCUACUCGCAGAAGAUGCGGUUCACCUACUGAGCACCCUCAGCUUGCCUGCGAGUGUCCCCACUCGGUGCUUGAGCACUGCAAGCCCUAGAUGCCUUUUCUGAGACCAUCAGCCUGUGUGUGUCACUCGGGAGCUGAAAUCCAGAUGGUGCCUGCAGGAACAGCAUUCCUGCAGCCAGGGGGAUGGGCCAGGGCUGAGUCCUUCCCUCCCUGUGAUAAAAAAGCCAGGUGAGGCCCAUGGAGUCAGAAAGAAGGGAGCCUGAACGUUUCUUCCAGGAUGGCCUCGUUCCUGGAUGGCAUCGCUCUCUCGCCUGCUCUGUGCCUGUGAUGUGCGUGUGAUGUGUUUUACUUCACAGCCAGUACUCUUAGCCUCAAGGGCAAAGUCUGUAAAUGAGCUUAGGAGUGCAAGUUCAGUGGCCUGCGGACAUUGUCUUAGGGAGAUGGCAGGGCAGGAGGCAAUGGUUUCUCCAAGCCGCUAGACCUUAGGCAGAGGAGCCGUGGAAUGCGUGUGUGUGUGUGUGUGUGUCCAUCUCGGCCCCUGCCCGGGCAAAAGGGAAAUGGCUGCUUGUGGCAGGAACUUCUGGCUAUGCAAAUAAAUGGGGCUAAGGCCCCGGCGUGAUACCCAA
Messenger RNA from Lepus europaeus (European hare), 1587 nucleotides. RefSeq names its product NADH-cytochrome b5 reductase 1. Gene Ontology annotation, cellular component: mitochondrion. Gene Ontology annotation, molecular function: oxidoreductase activity; FAD binding. The transcript is spliced from 9 exons. The record is from RefSeq and is a predicted model, not a curated record. The coding region runs from base 77 to 994 and encodes 305 amino acids. Lineage: Eukaryota; Metazoa; Chordata; Mammalia; Lagomorpha; Leporidae.